Molecule: messenger RNA, 1669 nt
Organism: Hypoxylon fragiforme
Lineage: Eukaryota; Fungi; Ascomycota; Sordariomycetes; Xylariales; Hypoxylaceae
Exons: 1
Coding region: 514-1404 (296 amino acids)
Biological process (GO): regulation of DNA-templated transcription
Cellular component (GO): nucleus
Molecular function (GO): DNA-binding transcription factor activity, RNA polymerase II-specific; zinc ion binding
Source: RefSeq, a predicted model, not a curated record
AGAUCGUGCAAGCUAUAGGACGUGGGGCUGCAGGCUACAAUAAACGGCUGCCUUCGGGUUCUGGGACAGGUUGUAUGGAGUAAUAUGAUGGGCCUUGAAAAAGAGGAUCCAUAAGUGCAUGGCCAUUUUUAUCGCUACCAGUCUGCCAGUUAACCAGCUCACAGACCUAGUGCCUGGCCGGUUCAUUUACUAAAGAUGUAGGGAAGCUUUCGAGAUACAUACUACUCCCAGUAGAACUUAGUGAGGCUUAGACUUCUAUCCCGUUGCCACCCCAGGUGCCAAUCCUGAGAAAAUAGGCCAGGGUGUGCUUGAUCUCGAAGAAUAUAUAUGAUAUAUGUUCUCUGUAUAUUUCACCCCUAAAAGGGAGGAUAACUCUCUUCGAGUAUAAGCACAAUACUCCAUCAUCUCUUCAAUUCAUACCAAACUACUGUUCUGUUCUAUCACGACACAAUCGACUAUUACUUAGGUCACUCAUCUUAUUACCUCCAAGUUUCAACAACUACCAAGCCCGUCAUGGACACCAACACCAGACCGGGGAUGUCUCGGAAGCAAAAGCUGAAGGACUCGUGUGACGCGUGUUCCGCGUCCAAGGUUCGCUGCACAAAAGAAAAGCCUUCGUGCGCAAGGUGCACAAGACUCGGUAACAGAUGCUCAUAUAGUGUGACCCGGCGGAUGGGAAGGCCAUACCCCGGAGGUCGCACGCAGAGUCGGACACAAGCACAAGCACCGGAGAACACACCAUCCUCAUCAUCAUCACACUCACACCACGGCAGUAUCUGCAGAUCUAGGGCCCACCAGCGCUCCAUGAGUCGAUCUUCACCAGAGUCACAGUCGCCCCCGGGGAGUUCCUAUUCUAGUGCAGAAGAACACGCACUGAAUAACAUCUACACUCUUCCUCUACCCAUGCCAUCUCCGAGCUUUGACGACUUCGUGGUGGGUCCCGAGAUAUCAGAAGACCUUUCCUACACCACCGACUGUGCCUCAUCGUUGAUGGACAUGAUGCACCACCUAAGCUUACAACAACUACAAACCGACACCCUAUGCACAGCGCCUGGGUUCCUGACCCAGUGCUACAAGAGCAUCUGCCGCAUCUUAAUAUGCCCCUGCUCGCAGCGGCUUGAGAUAGUCCUCUUGGCCGCCGCUGCCUGCAACACCAUUCUCGACACAUUCACAUCCCUGAUCCGUGAGACACGGACGAACGGCACAGACGAGGAAGGAAACUCCUCGCGGUUACUGUCAGAGCUUAGGCAGCUAACAAGGCUCAUGCUGCAGUAUACGCGACGGUAUAGCAACGAGGAAGAGAGCCAGAUGGGCGCAAUCGUGCCUGAAUUGGCCAGCGAGCUGAAGCUAAGGCUCCAAGCUACGAUAGACGAGGCAGCAAGCCUACAGUUUCAGGUUGUUUAGGUACUGGGAACGGGAAGGACUAUCUUUAUAACCUUUCUAGGCAUAGAAGGGAUGGGUUCAUUCAUUUGAUUUGAAGGAAGGAAAAGGGACAGUGAUACCAAGAUCAUGAUCUUCAUGACAUAGCUUCGGGCGUUUUUAGGGAGUUUAGAGACGAGAUAUGAAGCAGAUGUACGAUCAGAUGUAAGAUCAACUCUGUAUUACCACUUGAUAGCUAGAUCUCGCGAUGUUUAGAGACAGAAUCAUACAAGGCUCAAGCCGACACUUG